ACUAGCCUAUCGCCGGUGUAGGUCGUAAUGUCGUUCCCACUAAAUGCAACAAAGCCCAGGCUAGGGCCAGUGUGCCCGAUCAAACCUUUCGACAGCUACCGACGAUAUGCAUAGAGUUUUGCGACAUAUGCAACAGCGAAACCUCAGCUCAGUCUGGUGGCCCCGGGUGGAGAAAAUUCAUUUUCUUGUCCUUCUUGAAACGCCACUUCGUGGUCCGCUGUGCCUGCUGCUCCUCACUGCGCUCGGAUGUAAGGAUAUAGGCCAUACGUGUUGUACACCGUUCUAGCCAAGAUUAGCUCUAUUCAAACCUGAAGAAUCCCUGGGGGGAAAUGAUGGCGUGCAGUGCCUUUCCAGCGAUGGCGAGGGCAAGCCUUGUGUCGUUGCUGUUGAUGUUUGCGAGCUGCUCGCGGAACGUGCUAGCGGCUGAUAUAGGUGUCCAGCAGGAGCCGAAAUCACCUGCACAGAAGACAGUGUAUGAGCCCACGUGGGAGAGCUUAGACAGCAGGCCACUGCCUGCUUGGUACGACCAGGCCAAGUUUGGUAUCUUCAUCCACUGGGGUAUCUUCAGUGUACCAAGCUGGAGUCACGAAGCGGCCGAGUGGUAUGUCCAGUACCUUCUCACUGGUGAUGAUGGCAACGCAACCAGGAACUUCCACGCCGCCAACUAUGGUCCAGAUUUCAAGUACUCUGACUUUGGUCCAAUGUUCAAGGCUGAGCUCUGGGAUCCAGCUCAGUGGGCGCAGCUGUUCAGCGAUGCGGGCGCCAAGUUUGUUCUUCUCACGUCCAAGCAUUGCGAUGGCUGGGCCAAUUGGAAAUCACCUGCCAAAUGGAACUACAACAGCGUGGAGAACGGCCCGCACCGCGACAUUGUGGGAGAGCUGACGAAUGCCACGCGUGCCCAGGGACUCAGAAUGGGAUUGUAUUACUGCAAUAUCGAGUGGGGAAACCCUUUGCUGCCCUGGGACUACAGACACGGUCCCGAGCCGUACACUGGACAAGAGGAGUAUGUUGAGCAGGUGUUCCUCACAGAGCUCAAGGACAUCACCAUGAAGUACAAGCCAGACAUCAUCAAUGGUGACUACUGCGUACUCCUCAACAGCACUCAGCUCAGAUCCAGGGAAUUCCUGGCAUGGCUCUACAAUGAGUCACCUGUCAAGGACGAGGUGAUCGUGGACGAUCGAUGGGGGACUGAUGCACGCUGCCAUCAUGGAGGCUACUGGACGUGUCAAGAUCGCUUUCAGCCCAGCACUCUGCAGCCACACAAGUGGACCGACGAGAUGACAAUGGGCACUUCCUGGGGGUUUGAUCGCAUCGAGACCGUGCAGAGUUACAAGACUGCCAAGGAAAUGGUGGCAAUCCUCGUCAACAACGUGGCAUUCGGAGGUAACCUGAUUUUGAAUGUUGGUCCCACUCAUGACGGACGCAUCAUACCCCUCAUGGCCGAGCGUCUCCUGCAGAUCGGUUCCUGGCUGAAAAUCAACGGGGACGCUAUCUACGGCACACAGCCAUGGAAGGUCAAGCAGGCCGAGAAUGGCACCACGACGGGACCCCCGAACGUCCUGGUCUACUACACAACCAAGGUAACGACAAUAGCUGAUGCACCGGGCAUUCAGGGUGAUGCGGAUGCAAACGCUGUGACACUGUAUGCCACUCUAAUGACAUGGCCGACGUCCAGCAAUAUCACACUGCCCAGUCCUCCAUGCUCUGCCGGCACCACCACCGCCGCGCUGCUCACCGCCAAAGGGCCGAUGAAGCUCGAGUCGGCGUGUCGCGAGGGCACGGCCGGGAUCACCGUGACGAUGCCCCCGGCAACCCUGGCACUGGACGAAGCCAGCCUGGUACCGUACGCAUACACUCUGCAGCUGCAGGGCUCUUUGAUUUUGAACCACUGAGCCAGAUUUGAACCACCGGCAUCUGUAGCAGAUGUCGCGGCGGUCAUGAAAUGUGACCUCGUGAAUAAAGCAGCACCACGCCAUUUUUGUGCACAGAAUAGACUAGUGUGUGUGGGUGCUAAGGCCUUUUCGACCCCCCCCCCCACCCCAGCGCUAUUUUAUUCAUGAGGUCGUAAAUCUCUAGCCAGGGCAGUACUUCACUACCAUGUAUAUGCAUUUCAGCUAAAAUAGUACUGUCUCAGUGUGCUACCUGCUGUUGACACAUGGUGUCACCUCCCUUCCAUGUUCUUCUUUUGUUAAUGCUAUUCACCCUCCCUUUCUUGUAUUGGCUAUGUAUUAUUAUGUGCCAUGAAGUGGAGACGAUAAAUAAAAAAUAUAUAAAAUAAUCACGGUCCACUGACUACAAUUUGUAG
Molecule: messenger RNA, 2305 nt
Organism: Sycon ciliatum
Lineage: Eukaryota; Metazoa; Porifera; Calcarea; Leucosolenida; Sycettidae
Product: alpha-L-fucosidase-like
Exons: 9
Coding region: 330-1892 (520 amino acids)
Biological process (GO): fucose metabolic process; glycoside catabolic process
Cellular component (GO): lysosome
Molecular function (GO): alpha-L-fucosidase activity
Source: RefSeq, a predicted model, not a curated record